UAUCCGCGCGCGCACAAACACAGUGCAGUGACCUGUAAACAUGCGGAAGUGAAGCGAGGAGCAGAGUUAAUGAUAAGAUACAUGGCGACUGUUUCUUUGCACUGGCUCGUUUUCAUGAUGGAGUAAGGUCGCUGAGCUGAGGGAGAAACAUCCCUGUUGGAUGUAGUUUGCUCACAUCAACACUGGACAACUUCCAACAUGUUCUUCAAGACUGCCCAGGAAAACAUUGAGCUGUGGGACAGACAGGACGAUGGUUACAACACUGAGCCUUUACUUCCUUCAAUGCCCACCCAGAAGACAUUUGACUAUGUACUGGUGGCCCACAAGGUGGAUGAUGACACGGACCAGAAGGCUCAGAGACAGAGAGCCUUCAUCCAGCAGCUAGAAAAGAAAAAUAUCACCAUCACUAGGAUCAUCCAAGAUGACAAAGUGUUUUUCGGCCUCCGUGCUCCGCGUGAGAUGUUUGAAGACUACAAGUACCUGCUCAAAGUCUCCGACUCCUGCAACUGGUGUGGAGAUGUGAGGGGCGACGUCACCCAGGCUACCAGGAUCCGAAUCGUCCAUUUCAUCCUUCAUCAGACUUUCAUCAACACAGGAGAGAACCUGGAGGAACUGUUGAUGAAGGAUGUGUUUGAAACCAUGUUCUGCCUCCAUGAGAGAAAGGAGCAGAAACAGCUGAAGAAGAAGUGGGCUCGAUGGUCGGGUCUGUUUACAGGCCAACCAGUCAACGACAUCAAGUGUUACUUUGGAGAGAAGGUGGCUCUGUACUACCUGUGGUUGGGCUGGUACACCAAGCUGCUGGUUCCAGCUGCUGCUCUGGGUGUUGUAGUGUUCCUUUAUGGACUCGCCUUUUUCAACACCAGCCCUCUCAUUAAGGAAGUGUGUCAGUCCAGCAUCAUCAUGUGUCCUCGAUGUGAUAAGAGGUGUAAAGUGUGGCAGCUGUCAGACACUUGCACCUACGCUAAGGUCAGUCAUCUGUUUGAUAAUGAGGGCACUGUGGCUUUUGCUAUGUUCAUGGCAAUCUGGGCCACUCUGUUCCUGGAGCUGUGGAAGAGACACAGAGCCAGACAUGUUUCUCAGUGGAAGGUCUAUGACUGGUGCGAGGAGGAGGAGGAACUGAUUCUGGAAAUUGUCAAUGAUCCAAACUGUACACCAAAACAGUUCAGACAAUCCUACCUGCGCAGCACUCUGGUCCUAAUUCUGGUAACACUCAUGUUAAUACUGAUCAUCGGUCUCGCUCAUGCCCUGGUGGUGUUUCGAGUGGUGGCCGCCCCAUUGAUGUUUGAUGGCAGGUGGGAGUUUAUCAGGGACCACGCCAACACUGUGGCUGUGAUGCUGGGAGCUGUGCUGCACUACCUCACCAUUCAGAUCAUGACCCGGGUAAACAGAUGGGUCUCCCUCAAGCUGUGUCACAUAGAGAAGACAAACUCAUCUGCUGCCACAGAGAGAAGCUUCACAGUCAAGAUGUUCACCUUCCAAUUCUUCACCCUCUUCUCCUCACUCUUCUAUGUGGCCUUCUUUCUGGGCAGGAUAAACGGCCAUCCAGGAGACUAUGUGCGUAUUGCUGGAUGGAGACUGGAGGAGUGCCAUCCUAGUGGUUGUUUGACAGACCUCUUCAUCCAGAUGGCUGUUAUCAUGCUGCUCAAACAGACUCUCAACAACAUUGUUGAGUUCACUGUGCCGUGGUUGAAGAGCUGUUUGAGCAGAAACACUGCAAAGAAGCUGCAGAGAAAGUGUGGAAAAUGUUACAGGAAGGCCUGCCGUGAUGAACAGGGACGUGUUGAACCGUGUGACAUUUGCAAACUUCGGGACUGGCUGCGUAACUACCACCUGGCCAACACUGAUGCCUUCAGCUUGUUCAAUGAGUUCCUGGAGAUGGUGGUCCAGUUCAGUUUCACCACCAUAUUUGUGGCAGCAUUUCCCCUCGCCCCUCUGCUGGCUUUCAUCAACAACAUCUUUGAGAUCCGCCUGGAUGCCAUCAAGAUGGUCCGCCUGGAACGACGACUGGUUCCAAGGAAGACCAACGACAUUGGUGUGUGGACGAAAGUAUUGGAGGCCAUUGGUGUGUUGGCAGUAAUUGCUAACGGUCUUGUCAUUGGAGUCUCAUCAGACUUUAUUCCACGCCUCGUCUACCGUUACCGUUAUGGACCCUGUGCUAAUGGAAGCACUCACACACACUGCAUGCAGGGCUACAUUAAUGACACUCUGUCCACGGCCUUUGUGACACACCCGGCAGUUCGACAGGACUUUCUUCGAGAUCAGAUGAUCACAGACAGCGGCUUGAACGUAACACAGUGCAGCUAUAGAGACUACAGGAGUGAUGAGGACUACACUCUGACUUCUCAGUUCUGGUUGGUCUUGGCUGUGCGCUUUGCCUUUGUCAUCCUGUUUGAGCAUGUUGUGGUGGUGUGUAAGUUUAUAGUGGCCUGGUUCGUCCCCAACAAUCCCACUGUGGUGAAGAAUGAUCGGCUGCUCGACAAACUGGCUCGGCUGAAGGAGGAGCUACGUGAAAUAAAACGCAGCAAAUCAACAGACGUCUGACCUCCGACAGCUGACAUCAGAUCUGCUUCUACUUCCUGACUGGUUGAAGUGUCAAAGGGAAAGAUGGUGUCUUGUUAUUAUAAUUUAUAGUUGGUGUUUGAAUACAUGUCCUAUGUCAGAAAUAUACCAACACUAAUAUAACCCACACUAAUAUAGUUAUAACCGAAGCUCCACAGAUGGUUAUCACUUAAUAUUAACAAUUUGUUUCUCAUGAUGAGACUGCAUAAUGAUAUUCCACAUCUGAUAUUGUAAAGAAGAAAUAUUAUUAAUAAUAAUAACCUUAUUUAUAUAGCACAUUAAACAUGCUAAAAUAAUUUAAAUAAACAAAUACCAUCAGAUUAAGAAAAAAACAUACGAUAAAAGUGAGUCUUAAGAAGCGAUUUAAAGAAGGAUACUGUUUGCCUGCCUGAGAUCUGAGAUUGUUUUAACUUAAGCUAUGCUAUAAAGAAAAAACUGUUGUACCAGCAGGGAUACAGUAGUGCACAGAAGGUUCUGGUUACCACGCAUAGAGCGUUUACGUUUACUCGCGGAGCGCUUGUCUGCCUGUCUAUUCACAUGAGGAGCGCAAUGUGACCCUGCGGAUCCAAGCGAAUACGCAGACGGAGUGUUGCACCCCGUGUAAAAAGACCGUUAGUGGGGCCCUGCCAGAGGAUCUCAAGCAGCGAUCAGGCUCAUAGGGAGUUAGCAGAUCACAGAUAUAGGCUGUAGCCUGACCAUUCAAGGCUUAAAAACAAGCAGUAAAAUCUUAAAAUCAAUUCUAAAACUCACAGGUAACAAGUGAAGGGCAGCAAGGAUUGGUGUGAUGUGGUCGCUUCUCUCUCUAAAAGCCUGGCAGCAGUGUUUUGUACCAGCUGCAGUCUUUGGAUGUUUCGCCUACUGAUACCAGAAUAAAGUGCACUGCAAUAGUCAAGUUUGGAAGAGAUAAAAGCAUUGAUGACCUUUUCCAAGUCUGCAGGGGAAAGGAAUGCCCUGAUCUUGGUUAGCUGUCUCAGUUGUGCAAAGCAGAACUGCACCACUUUAGUCACCUGAGCAUCCAAGGACAAUUCUGAAUAAAAAAUAACACCUAUGUUGCCUCUUUUCGAACAUUAUUAGAUAAGGCACCCAGACUAGUGGAGAGAUUAUUAAUGUUGCUAGUACUGCGGCCACAUGGUGUAGUUAUAAUUAUCUCUGAUUUGGAGUCGUUCAAUUGCAGAAAAUUUUUGGACAUCCAAUUUUUAAUCUCGGUGAGGAAGGACAUAAUACAGGAUGCAUCCGUAGUACCAGGCUUUAUUGGGACAUGCAAUUGGGUGUCAUCUGCAUAGCAAUGGAAAUCAGUGUCAUGACUACGUAUGAUUUGACCCAGGGCUGGCAUGUAUAUGAUAAACAGGAGGGGACCCAAAAUAGAUCCUUGGGGGACCCCACAAAAUAGAGGAGCACUAGAGGAGGAGGUAUCUCCAAGCACUACAGAGAAGGACCUGUUAGACAAAGAUGAGAUUAAGCAAUCCAGAGCCACAUCACUGAUACCAACAUAGGUCUCAGACGAUUGAUUAAGAUAUCAUGGUUCACUGUGUCAAAGGCUAAACUGGGGUCAAGGAGAAUUUAAAUGGAGUACAGGCCAGUGUUGGCUGUAAGCAGUAGGUCAUUGGUGACCUUGACCAGAGCAAUCUCAGUACUGUGAUGGGUGCGGAAACCAGAUUGGAACCCUAAGAUUUGAUUGUUAUUCAUAAAAGAAAUCAGUUGAGUGGAGACAACUUUUUCUAAAAUCUUUGAGAAAAAUGGUACCUUGGAGAUAAGUCUAAAAUUACUUAAAAGAGAGGGGUUAUUUAAAAGGGGGUAAACAGUGGCAUGUUUAAAAUUGGAGGGGAAAAUACCAGUAGACAGAGAGCAGUUAAUAAUGGCUAAAAUAUCUGUACCAACCAUCUGAAAUACAGCUUUUAAAAACCAAGUGAGAAUGCAGUCUGAAGGGCAGGUGGAAAAUUUGCAACAGUGCAUUGCAGGGUUGACAUGUUCCAUGUUAAAAACAUUGGCGAGUUCCUCUACGGAGAGGCCAUGUUGUUCACUGGUUUUAAAAGGUGUAUUUGAGGCAGUAAAAGCUUGACAAAAGCGAGGACAGUGAGUUUAGGGGGCAGGAGCGAAUCAGUGUGGUAGAUUUGGGGUCAGGAGAAAGGAGUGGAACCUGGAAGAGCACUGCAUUGUGAUCAGAGAUGGCAAAAUUGAUCAAGUUCACAUCAUCCACACAGAAACCAUGGGAGAGCACAAGGUCAAGCAUGUGCCUUUUGUCAUGGCUAUUAAUAUAUUAAAUCAUAUCCUUUCAUCAAUUUAUUAAAAAAAUACAUACAUUCCUUCCCUAAAACUUCUGCCAGACAGAGACCAUUAAAAUUUUUAAUCUUUGAUGUACAGUAGGCCUACGUGCUUUUAAAUAAUGUCUUUAUUAAUUGUAUUCCUCUUCUCAGCUCCUGAAUGUGUUUUGUCAUCUGAUUGUAACUGUAAUACUGUAUGGGUGAUGCUGUAAAUUUGUUCAUUAUGUGGAAAAAUAAAUCAAGCUUGCUCUGUCAA
Messenger RNA from Siniperca chuatsi (mandarin fish), 5076 nucleotides. RefSeq names its product anoctamin 9b (gene ano9b). Gene Ontology annotation, molecular function: chloride channel activity. Gene Ontology annotation, biological process: chloride transmembrane transport. The transcript is spliced from 24 exons. Gene Ontology annotation, cellular component: plasma membrane. The record is from RefSeq and is a predicted model, not a curated record. NCBI's taxonomy places the organism in Eukaryota, Metazoa, Chordata, Actinopteri, Centrarchiformes, Sinipercidae. The coding region runs from base 199 to 2541 and encodes 780 amino acids.